Daphnia carinata is the source of this 2211-nucleotide messenger RNA. RefSeq names its product ATP-binding cassette sub-family G member 5-like. Gene Ontology annotation, cellular component: plasma membrane. NCBI's taxonomy places the organism in Eukaryota, Metazoa, Arthropoda, Branchiopoda, Diplostraca, Daphniidae. The transcript is spliced from 8 exons. Bases 149 to 2074 code for a protein of 641 amino acids. The record is from RefSeq and is a predicted model, not a curated record. Gene Ontology annotation, molecular function: ATP hydrolysis activity; ATP binding.
CGUUAUAGUACAUCGCUGGUGUUUGUGUGAGAAUCUCCUACUCGCAUUCGCUUCUCAUUCCGCCAACAGCUCGCAACAUAGAUUGCACCUCCGACACGCCAAAAAAGCUCAGGGUAACGAAGGUUGACCCUGCCGAAGAGGCAGAGAAAUGUCACGACUUCACGUUACCAACGACUACGUGCUAGAACUCAACAAUGUCUAUCACGCAGGACAGAUGGAGGCCUCAACAUGUUUGGAGAAGAUGGUCGGCAAUAGCUCAGUGGGCGUCGUGUUGAAGGACGUUUCCCUGGAGGUGCACGGAGGAGAGUUAAUGGCCGUCCUCGGCUCUAAAGGUAGCGGCAAGAAAACGCUGCUGGAUGUGAUCGCCCGCCGGGCGCAAGGACCAACUCGCGGUCAAAUUCUGUUGAACGGGGUUCCCAUGUCGAUGCGCUUGUUCCAGGACAGUUGCGCUUACGUUGGCCGCAAAUGCCAUCUUUUAGAAGGACUGACUACUAAACAAACUCUGUACUACGCUGCCCAUCUUACCAUAGGUUCCAAAGUGUCCAGCUAUGUCAAAUCGACUCGAGUGAAACAGGUUAUGGCCGACCUGGCUUUGAUUCACGUUGCGAAUCACGGCGUUCACUCCCUCAACCAGAGCGAAUACAGACGACUGGCCAUUGGCAUUCAAUUGCUACGAGAUCCGGUUGUUAUCUUGCUGGACGAGCCAACGGGCGACCUGGACCCACUACACACAUACAUGGUUGUGUCGAUCCUAUCAAAUCACGCCAAAAAGUACAACCGAAUCGUCGUCCUCAGUACGGAAAAGCCCCGAUCAGACAUUUUCCCAUUUCUGGAUCGGGUGACUUACCUUUGCUUGGGAGACGUCGUUUAUACGGGCGCCACGCGCAUGAUGUUGGAUUACUUCCGCCACCUGGGAUUCCCCUGUCCGGAAUUGGAAAAUCCGCUCAUGUUUUACCUGUGUUUGUCCACGGUAGAUCGACGCAGCCAGGAGCGGUUCCUGGAAUCCAGCAAUCAGAUUGCCGCUUUGGUAGACAAAUUUCGAAUGGAAGGGCGGCCGUUCCGCAAGUGCGCCGUCUCCUACGCCGAUCAAAUGGAAACGGAACAUCGGUUGCCUUUGACAGCCUACGGACGGCCAACGACGACGCAAGUGCUGACCAAUCUCAUGUCACGCGAAUGGGCCGUCCUCUGGAAUUGCGGAUCGCCCAUUGGGCGUGGCCAAUUCUUUCUUCGUUUGCUCCUCCUGCCCGUCUUCUUUUUCCUCCUGUGGAUCUUCUACUACGAAUUACCACUAAACCAACAAUCAUACGCUUCACGGAACGGACUCCUCUACAGUUGCCUGGCCGGCACCAUGUUCCUCUCGGUCGCAUCGACUGUGGCCGUUCAUCCGGCGUUGCGGACGCGCUACUACCAAGAAUCGAGGGACGGACUCUACUUCGGGCCGUCGUUUAUCCUCGCUCGCAGUUUGGCCUCGUUGCCUUUGUCGAUGAUGACGGUAGCGGCCGGAUCAGCCAUCAUCUACUUCGGCAUGCCCAUAUCGACGAAUCCGUUCCAGUACCUGCUAUUCGGCUCAACUCUGUGGGCCGUUCACUACUUCAUGGAACAGCAAACGAUGGCUCUACUGAUGCUUGUCAAAAGCUCUUUCAACGCAGCGCUGACUUCCCUAUUCCUCGGCAUUGUCUACCUGAAUGUGGGCAGUGCUAUGGUCCGCGCUGUACCUGGAUUGCCGGAUUACCUUUAUUAUCUCACGUACGUCACUCAGUCCCGUUACGCCGCUGCCGUUUUAAAUGAACAGCAUUUUCGCAAUUUCUCGUCGUUACCGUCCGUCCUUAAUUCGACUCUGUCCAUCCCGUGCCCUUCCGGAACCACCUUCUCUAAUUAUGGCUGUCGCUAUUCCAACGGAACCCACUAUCUGAUGGAGCGUUACCACCUGACGCACCCGCCGUACGACGAUGAUCUGCGUUUUUGGCUCAACUUUGGGCUCAACUUUCUCUUCACUGGGGCCAUGUUCUUUGCAAACAUCAUUUUGCACAUUGUACCGCUACCGGCCUUUGUUAAAUCAAAGUUCCGCGGUUGAUCCUUCUCCACAUUGACGCGAUAUAUCAUAUAUUAUUUUGAUCGCCUUUUGUAAAGGACGUAUUACUGUACAAAAAUGAAUGUCUGUUUAUACAUGUAUUAUUACCAUAAUUAUUAUACACGAAAAUUAAAAACUGA